UUUCAUUGUUUCUAUUUCCUUCUUUGUUCCAAAUCUAAGAUUUGUGUUCUGUAGCCGGAGAAGCUCUAUGCUCAGGGCUGUUUUAGGCCAGUUUGUUCGCCCUGCGUGGAGUUGUGCUGCAAGCACACAUAUUCCCAAGAUGUCCGAAGUAGGAGCAUCAAACCCGGGUGAAGCUCUCAGCAAGAAUGAGCUCAAGCGGCGUAUGAAAGCCGAGAAGAAAUUACAAGAAAAAGCUGCCAAGGCAGAGAAGUUAGCUGCAGCGAAGGUAGAAAGUACUGGAAAGUCUGCCGAAGCAGCAGGCUCUCAGAAACUAGUUGAGGAGGCAGCUGAUGUGAGCCCAUUGGACUACUUCUGUAUGCGAAAUGAGAGUAUCCAAGGUCUGAAGAAUACCGACAUGCAUCCCUACCCGCACAAGUUUCACGUCAGCAUUGGCUUGACCGAGUACAUCUCCAAAUAUGGUGACAUCGAGCCCGGGCAGAUGCGCGAGGGCGAAACGUGCACUGUUGCCGGUCGUCUUCAUGCCAAGCGUUUGAUGAGUUCCAAGUUAAUCUUUUAUGACUUGAGAGCAGAAGGCGUCAAGAUCCAGGUCAUGGCCAAUGCGAUGUUUACUAAGGAUGAUUUUGCUAAGAUCCACAAUAUCCUUCACAGAGGAGAUAUCGUUGGUAUUAAAGGCAUCCCAACGAGAACCAAGACUGGAGAGCUGAGCAUAGUUCCUCAGACGAUUCAGCUGCUGUCCCCGUGUCUACAUCAGCUGCCCGGUAGUUUCCAUGGCUUCAAGUCACAGGAAUACCGGUAUAGACGGCGUUAUCUAGAUCUGAUCAUGAACGACUCCGUGCGGCAGAAGUUCAUAGUGCGUGCUCAGAUUGUCAGCUAUGUACGCCGUUUCUUGGAUGAGCUUGGCUUCCUUGAGAUUGAAACACCAAUGAUGAACAUGAUUGCUGGCGGUGCCACAGCCAAGCCAUUCGUCACCCAUCAUAACGACCUGGAUAUGGACUUGUUCAUGCGAGUAGCCCCAGAGCUGUACCACAAGAUGUUGGUUGUCGGUGGAAUGGACCGUGUUUAUGAAAUCGGUCGUCAGUUUAGAAACGAAGGCAUUGAUAUGACGCAUAACCCGGAGUUCACCACAUGUGAAUUCUACAUGGCGUACGCCGACUAUCACGACCUGAUGGAGAUCACCGAGAAACUGCUCUCCGGCAUGGUGAAGAAGAUUACCGGUGCAUACAAGGUCUCCUGGCACACCAGUAGCGGAGAGGAGAUGGUAGCUGACUUCACACCACCAUUCCGCCGCAUUGACAUGAUGGCAGAGCUGGAGAAGGUGCUCGGCGACAAGCUGCCGAGCCCCGAAGAGCUCAACACGCCCGAGAGCAUAGAGAAGCUGAAGAGGCUUUGCGCCAAGAACAACGUCGAUUGCUCCCCGCCACUGACUGCUGCACGCUUGCUGGACAAGCUUGUCGGAGACUUCUUGGAAGUGCAGUGUAUUAGUCCGACCUUUAUCAUCAAUCAUCCCGUCGUCAUGAGCCCGCUCUCCAAAUGGCAUCGGUCGAAGCCUGGCUUGACGGAACGUUUUGAGCUGUUUGUGUGUCAGAAGGAGGUGUGCAAUGCGUACACGGAGUUGAACGACCCACUGGUACAGAGGGAACGAUUCGCCCAGCAAGCUGCUGACAAAGAGGCUGGUGACGAUGAAGCGCAGAUGAUCGAUGAGAACUUCUGCACGGCUCUCGAGUAUGGUUUGCCACCAACAGGUGGCUGGGGAAUGGGUAUUGAUCGCCUGGCGAUGUUCCUCACCAACUCCAACAACAUCAAGGAGGUUCUGUUCUUCCCGGCAAUGAAGCCGAGAACACCCGCAGAGGCGCAGCACGCUGCAGAAGCAAUGGCUGCCGCAGUGGCAGCAGACGAGGCAGAAGAAGCAGCCGCAGCAACAAACGGCCAAGCAGCCGCCAAGUAGGGACAUAAUUACAUUGGACGUGCUGCACCUUCGGGUUACUUUGUGUGUGUGUGUGUGUGUGUGUGGUGGGUGGGUGAGUGAGUGGGUGGGUGUGCUUGUGUGGUAGGUGUGCUUGUGCGUGCGCCGUGUGCGUGAAAGUGGAGAUACAGGCUUUCUGGCGCACGCAUGUCUCUGCUGCGCUGAGAGAGUUAAGUUGCCAGGAGUUUUCAGGAAGCCGAGAUUAAUUUUUUUCCUGAGCCAAGUAGUGAUAACUUUUUUUCCAGCUUGGUUUUGCUCCUUCAUAAAACCAUGAUAACUUAUAGUUUUGCGAGUGUACUCGUAUAUUAUUUCAAGAACUCAUUCAAAGCUUGGAAA
Molecule: messenger RNA, 2299 nt
Organism: Sycon ciliatum
Lineage: Eukaryota; Metazoa; Porifera; Calcarea; Leucosolenida; Sycettidae
Product: lysine--tRNA ligase-like
Exons: 14
Coding region: 68-1945 (625 amino acids)
Biological process (GO): lysyl-tRNA aminoacylation
Cellular component (GO): cytoplasm; cytosol; aminoacyl-tRNA synthetase multienzyme complex
Molecular function (GO): ATP binding; tRNA binding; lysine-tRNA ligase activity
Source: RefSeq, a predicted model, not a curated record